GGGUUAAUAAUAAUAUAUACUUAUAUGUUCAAGGAGAGAGAGAAAUAUGUGCUUAAGAGUGCAUACUAAUAAUAUGUGCGCAAUAUAAAUAUAUUGCGGCCCUCUCUUCUUAAAUUCACCCACUGCAUACUUCCAUGUAAAAGAAAAAGAAGAUGGACCGUUCUCUUAACCAAACCACCACUUCUGUCACAAGAGAUGAUCAACUACUAGAAUUAGCCCAAGAUGAUGAUCGUGAUUAUUGUAAAAGUGGAGGCUGGAUUACCUUCCCCUUUAUACUUGGCAAUUUGGCGGGUCUUUCGAUCGCUGCGGGUGGUUGGGGAUCAAAUUGGAUUGUAUUUUUGAUAACAAAGUUUAAUAUUGGGAGCAUAGCCGCUACAAAGAUCAACAAUGUUGGCUUUGGCUUUGUCAAUCUUUUUCCGAUCGCCGGUGCCGUUCUCGCCGACUCCUUCGCCGGUAACUUCGCCGUCGUCAGCAUAUCAUCUUUCAUUGCUUUGUUGGGCAUGGUAAUGCUAACCCUUAUAGCCAGUGUGAACUCACUAAGGCCCCCAUCAUGUUCAACUAGUACUACUACUACGCCAUGCGAGAGCCCCACAAUUUUUCAGUAUUUCUUUCUGUACGCGGCGAUGGGGCUGACCACAGUGGGAAUAGGUGGGUCUCGCUUCACGAUCGCCACCAUGGGAGCUGACCAGUUUCAAAAAAGUGAUGACCAGGCAAGCUUCUUCAACUGGUACUUCGUUGUCUUGUUCAUCGGGAACGGAAUCAGCUUUAUCGGUCUCGUGUACCUCGAGGACAACGUCGGAUGGGGAUUAGGGUUUGGGAUUUGCCUCGUGGCCACGGUGGUUGGGUUGGCCGUGUUUUUGCUGGGAAAACGAUUCUAUCGCCAUGUCAAGCCCAAGGGAAGCCCUUUUGUGAGCAUGGCAAGAGUAUUCGUUGCAGCCAUUAAGAAGAGGAAAAUAAUAACCAAAGGAAGUUUCUCCGACGCAUCUGAUUAUUAUUAUUCUUCUGCUGAUGCGACUUCGAAGAUUUUUCAAACUAAAUCCCAGCCGAGUAAAAAAUUCAGGUUCUUGAACCGUGCAGCAUUGAAAACUCAAAACGACAAACAAGUAGAUGGCGUUUACUCAAAAUCAUGGAAGUUGUGCACUGUUGAAGAAGUCGAAGAUUUAAAAAAGGUAAUAAAAAUCAUUCCACUAUGGUCAACCGGUAUUCUCUUAAGCAUCACCAUUGCCGUAGUGAACAGCCUCUCAACUGUCCAAGCCCUAACCAUGGAUAGACACAUGGGCUCCAUCAAAAUCCCAGCUUCCACAUUCCUAGUCUCUAGCCUCAUGUCAACAGCCAUUUCAAUCUUCAUCAUUAACCGUUUCCUACUCCCUGCGUGGCAAAAACUAAGCGGCCGUCCCCUAACACAUCUCCAACGAAUAGGAGUGGGCCACGCCAUCAAUAUUUUAGCUUUGGUCGGUUCUGCCAUAAUCGAGGCGAGACGGCUCCACUUGACUCGAACACACGGGCUCGUCGUAACGCCUGACCGGUCCGGUUCGGUGGUUCCCAUGUCGGCCUUGUGGCUGGUGCUGACUCUAGCCGUUAUGGGGUUGGGCGAGGCAUUUCAGUUCCCGGGACAAGUUGCAUUGUACUACCGAGAGUUUCCGGAAUCGCUGAAAAGUACUUCAACAGCUAUGAUAUCACUUUUGAUUGGAUUAGGGUAUUACCUCAGUGCUGUAGUGACCGAUUUGAUAGGGCGGGCUACCGGUUGGCUACCUGAUAAUAUAAACGAAGGACGAGUAGAUUUAGUGUAUUGGUUGUGUGCAGCCAUUGGAGUAUUGAAUUCUGGGUACUACUUGGUUUGUGCUAGCAUGUAUAACUACCAAUAUGACCAACAAGAUAAUAUUGACCCGCAGUCAUCUUGAUUAAUUUAAUUUCCAGCAUCAAAUUUAUAAAUAAAUAAAUGUAUGCAGCUGAGUGUCUUUUGUUAAAAAAAAUUCAGCAUUAGUUUACUCUGUACUUCUAAACAAUUUUAAAUUAAUUAAUGAACACUGCUAUUGCAAAUUGGUACU
Molecule: messenger RNA, 2048 nt
Organism: Humulus lupulus (European hop)
Lineage: Eukaryota; Viridiplantae; Streptophyta; Magnoliopsida; Rosales; Cannabaceae
Product: protein NRT1/ PTR FAMILY 2.7-like
Exons: 4
Coding region: 153-1901 (582 amino acids)
Biological process (GO): transmembrane transport
Cellular component (GO): plasma membrane
Molecular function (GO): transmembrane transporter activity
Source: RefSeq, a predicted model, not a curated record